AUGUUAAUGAUCUUUUUCACAUUUUUUUAUAGCGGUGAAAAAUUUCAAGCUCAUCUCAUCUCAUCUCAUCUCAUCGCACUAAUAGAAAGAAAAUCUGGUAAGAAUAGUCAAAUCAAAAUGGCUAGGAAAGGUAGAUCAGCUAUUUUACCGACUAAUAUUGUUCUGCUUCAGAACUUAGUCAAAAGAGAUCCAGGUUCUUAUCAUGAAGAGUUUUUGCAACAGUAUGCACAUUACGAAUCUCUAAGAGACAUAUUUAUGCUUAGUGGAAUUACUGGUGGUGAAUCUAAUGACAAGGACGGAUCCAUUAGUCGUAAUGUGGAACAGUUUUCAGAACUAAUAGGGUUUGUUGCCCAAGUUUGUUCAUGCUUCCCCAAGGAAACGGCUAAUUUCCCAGAAGAACUAAAGCAACUCAUUUUAAACCACCAUAAGCAACUUCCGUUUGAAUUGAAGGAAAGGAUCUUAACCUCUUUGAUGAUGUUGAGAAAUAAGAGUGUUAUCACUGCAGAACAGUUGUUACAAACAAUGUUCCCACUCUUAAUUGCAUAUUCUUCACAAGGUAAUACACUAUCUGUUAAUUCACAUGCAAAAGAACUUCGUCAAUUGAUCUAUAAAAAUUUGAUUGCACUUCUAAAGAGUUGUAACACCGGUUCUAAAAACCAAAAAUUAAACAGAUCAACCCAAGCUCUAUGUUUCAACCUUUUGGAUGAACCUGACAGUCAAGGAAUUUGGGCUACUAAAUUGACAAGAGAACUUUGGAGACGUGCUAUAUGGGAUGAUUCACGUUCCGUUGAAAUUAUGGUGCAGGCCGCCCUUCAUGAAGAUGUAAAGAUUGCCAUGUCAGGUGUAAUGUUCUUCUUAGACGCUGACAAAGAGCGUGAAUCAAAUUUUGAAGAAAAUUCAGAUUCUGAAGAAGAAGUGGACUUGGAGGGUAUAAGACAUAGAUUAAAGAUUAACAAAAAGACUGGAAGACGUGGUAAGAAAUUGAAGAAUGCCGUUAAAACUAUGAGAAAGAAGAAUAAAGAUGAUACUCAACAAGGUCAUGGAUAUUUGAACUUCAGUGCUAUUCACUUGUUAAGAGAUCCACAAGGAUUUUCAGAAAGUCUGUUCACCCGUCAUUUGAAUGGUAAAAACGCAAACAAGUUUUCUAUGGAGCAGAAAAUUUCACUAAUGCAAUUGCUCUCUAGAAUGGUUGGUACUCACAAACUGAUGGUUUUGGGUCUCUACACUUUUUUCCUGAAAUAUUUGACUCCUAAACAAAGAGACGUUACACAGAUUUUGGCAGCUUGUGCUCAAUCGUGUCAUGAACUGGUACCUCCAGAGAAUUUACACGUUAUGGUUCGUAAGAUUGCUGAUGAAUUCGUUUCAGAAGGUGUUGCCUCUGAAGUUGCAGCUGCAGGUUUGAAUACAAUUCGUGAAAUCUGUUCAAGAGCACCAUUGGCUAUUGAUGAAACCCUCUUGCAAGAUUUGACCGAGUACAAAAGUUCUAAGGCUAAAGGUGUGGCCAUGGGUGCUAAAUCUCUUGUGUCCUUAUACAGAGAAAUGGCUCCUGAAAUGUUAAAGAAGAAAGACAGAGGUAAGAAUGCUUCCAUGGAAGUACAAGAAUCUAAGCGUGAAGGUAAAAUUAGUAGAAGACCACAAUUUGGUGAGGAACGUGGUAAUGUGGAAGGUAUCGAAGGUAUCGAAUUACUUGCCCAAUGGAAAAAUGACCACGGCGAUGAAGAGGACGAUGAUGAAGCUAAUGAUCGUAACUGGGAAGUAGACGAAGAAGAAGGCAGCAGCGAUGAGAUUGACGGUGAGUGGGUCAGUGUGGAAAGUGAUAAAGAAUACGACGUGGAUAUGGAUUCAUCAGAUUCUGAGAAAGAUGACGAUGACAAGAAAAAGAAGGCAGAAGAGGAUGAGGAAGAUUCUGAUUUGGAUCUAAGUGAUAAGGAGAAGGAUGGAGCAGAGCAAGAAGAUGAACAAGAAGAACCAAAGACAACUAUGGAUCCAGAAGCUGCAUUCCGUGAACUAGCUUCCUCUCGUAUAUUGACACCAGCCGAUUUUGCCAAAUUGCAACAAUUGCGUACUGAAGAAGGUGUUCAAAAAUUGAUGGGGCUUCAAAAGCGUGGUCAAAACGAAGAACUUGUGGACUCUGCAGGCUUACUUGGUCCAAUCAAAUACAAGCAAACUCGUGAAGAGCGUUUACAAAGAGUUAUGGAAGGUCGUGAAGACCGUGAGAAGUUCGGUAGUCGUAAGGGUAAACGUGAAAAUCCACAUUCAACUACGAAUAGAGAAAAGGCUAGAAAGAAGAAUUUCAUGAUGAUGAUUCAUAAGAAAUCAGUUCAAGGUAAGAGGAAAAUGUCAUUGAAAGAUAGACAAACAAUAUUGAAAAAUCACGUCACCAAACAGAAGAAAAAGGGAUUCUGA
Molecule: messenger RNA, 2406 nt
Organism: Zygosaccharomyces rouxii
Lineage: Eukaryota; Fungi; Ascomycota; Saccharomycetes; Saccharomycetales; Saccharomycetaceae
Gene: SDA1
Product: Sda1p
Exons: 1
Coding region: 1-2406 (801 amino acids)
Biological process (GO): ribosomal large subunit biogenesis; ribosomal large subunit export from nucleus
Cellular component (GO): nucleolus
Source: RefSeq, a predicted model, not a curated record